This is a messenger RNA of Argentina anserina (silverweed cinquefoil), 1228 nucleotides long. Its product is annotated as peroxidase 66. Gene Ontology annotation, molecular function: heme binding; peroxidase activity. The record is from RefSeq and is a predicted model, not a curated record. Gene Ontology annotation, cellular component: plasmodesma; plant-type cell wall. Bases 141 to 1112 code for a protein of 323 amino acids. NCBI's taxonomy places the organism in Eukaryota, Viridiplantae, Streptophyta, Magnoliopsida, Rosales, Rosaceae. Gene Ontology annotation, biological process: response to oxidative stress; hydrogen peroxide catabolic process. The transcript has 3 exons.
UAAUUAUAUAUUUGUACAUGAAUUGUGUCCUCGCUUAUAUGUACUGGUCGAUUGGAAAGAGUUUCCAUUAACCUUGAGCUUGCAUUUCAUCUCUGAUUUGUGUAUUCUGUCGAUAGCUUCUCUUUUUCGUCCCCGCAUAAAUGGCUGCGUUUGCACCAAAAACCAUUUUCUUCUGCACGUUUUUGCUUCUUUUACAUACUCUUCCACAAUCAAGAGCCGCACUCGAUGCUCACUAUUAUGAAAAAACAUGUCCUCAAGCUGAGAAAAUCAUAUUUCAGACGGUAUACAAUGCUUCCAUGCAUGACCCUAAAGUCCCAGCUCGUAUCUUGAGGAUGUUCUUCCAUGAUUGCUUUAUAAGGGGCUGUGAUGCAUCUUUGCUGCUUGACUCAACCCCAGGGAACCAAGCAGAGAAAGAUGGCCCUCCCAAUAUUUCAGUCCGAUCAUUCUACGUGAUCGAAGAGGCCAAAGCUAAGCUAGAAGCCGCAUGUCCACAUAUCGUUUCUUGUGCUGAUAUAGUAGGCAUUGCUGCAAGGGAUGUAGUGACCAUGUCUCGAGGCCCCUAUUGGACUGUGCUAAAAGGAAGAAAAGACGGAAGGGUGUCAAGGGCUAACGAGACCAUCAACCUACCAGCUCCGACCUUUAAUGUAAGCCAACUGAUUCAAAGCUUUGCCAAGAGAGGUUUAGGAGUUAAAGAAUUGGUAGCUCUAUCUGGUGGCCACACUCUAGGGUUUUCGCAUUGUUCUUCCUUCGAAGCCCGUCUUCGCAACUUUGAUUCAGUCCAUGAUGUUGACCCCAGCAUGGAUAGUGAGUUUGCUUUAAAGCUGAGAAAGCAAUGCCCUAAACCAAACAGGAAUCACAGCGCCGGGGAGUUGUUGGACUCGACGUCCUCAAUCUUCGACAACGAUUAUUUCAAGCGACUACUAGGAGGAAAGGGCGUAUUUGGAUCGGACCAAGCAUUGUUUGGUGAUUACAGGACUAAAUGGAUUGUGGAAUCGUAUGCCAAAGAUCAAAGUUUGUUCUUUAAAGACUUUGCAGCUUCUAUGGUGAAACUAGGUAAUGUUGGAGUACUUGGGAAUGGAGAAGUAAGAGUGAAUUGCAAAGUGGUAAACUGAGCAGAGAUAAUAAUAACAGCCCAAAGACUUUUUUCUAACAUGUAUGUGCAAUUGCCUAUUCACAAAUCAUAAUGCAGUUUUGAUCUUGUUAUGAGAUUCAAUAAAAAUAAACUUGU